ACAACGGUACAAGGCAUUUGAAUAAGACAAAGUGCAAACAUGGUACCAAAUGUGUCCAGGUUCGAUGCAUAUAUGUUACAGCUCUGAUUACGUUGUAGAUGAAUAGAUUGAGAUUAUCCCCUACCCUAGUACAACUGUACAAGUAUCUCUCUCCUCUCCAUUCUCACACCGCCAAAGAAUUUCAGACAUGGGAGAAGUAGACCCAUCCUUCAUCCUACCCAUCGAACACAGGCCCCAACACUCUACCCUCGAAGCUGAAGCCAUUCCAUUGAUCGAUCUCUCAAUUCUAAUCUCUCCAAACCCUAACUCAGUUGAUCGAUUAAUGGAAUCUCUCAUCGCCGAUAUAGGCGAUGCCUGCAAGAACUGGGGUUUCUUCCAAGUAAUCAACCAUGGAGUUCCAUUAGAGAGCCGGAGAAACCUCGAGAUUGCGGGGGCGAAGUUCUUCGGUCUGUCCGAGGAGGAGAAGAAGAGGGUGAGUAAAGAUGAGGUGAACCCAGUGGGUUAUUAUAAUAGAGAGCAUACCAAGAAUGUGAGAGACUGGAAAGAGGUUUUUGAUUUUUUAGUGCAGAGUCCAACAUUGAUACCGGUGUCGCAUGAACCUGAUGACAAAAGCUUGAAAGAGUUGAGUAACCGGUGGCCGGAGAAUCCUCCCGAAUUAAGGGAGGCAUGUGAAAUCUAUGCUGGAGAAGUGCAAAAACUAGCUUACAAGUUGUUGGAACUCAUCUCUAUGAGCUUAGGCUUGCAAGCGAAACGGUUGAAUGGCUUCUUUAAACACCAAACCACCUAUGUUCGACUCAAUCACUAUUCGCCUUGCCCCACCCCUGACCUAGUUCUCGGUGUUGGUCGACACAAGGAUUCGGGUGCCUUGACCAUCGUUGCUCAAGAUGAUGUUGGCGGACUUGAAGUGAAGAGAAAGACAGAUGGAGAGUGGUUUCGCGUCAAACCUACUCCUAAUGCAUAUGUAGUCAAUAUUGGCGACAUUAUUCAGGUUUGGAGCAAUGAAAAGUAUGAAAGUGUGGAGCACAGGGCGGUGGUGAAUUCUGAAAGGGACAGGUUUACCAUUCCAUUCUUCCUCCACCCAGCACACUACACUAUGGUGGAACCCCUGGAGGAGCUGACGGACAAGCAACAUCCUGCCAAGUACAAGGCAUAUAACUGGGGGAAGUUUUAUGCUGCCCGAAAACGCGGUAAUUUCAGGAAGCUUGAAGUUGAAAACAUUCAAAUCUCUCAUUUUAGGGUAUCAGGGAAAUCUGGUUAAAUGUAUGGAGUCUGUGUACAAAAUAUGCAUAUCAAUAAAGUGCAGUAGCUUUAGCUUCCUUUAGAUUGUGUCCUUUGUAUAUACAUCUUGGACUCUGGAAACAUUGUAUAUACUCCAUGUAGGACCAGCUUCACUAUGAAUGAAAUAAAAGAAGUUUUUUCCCUUUUCUUCUUUCUCAUGGUAUGCUAUCCUUGAAUCUAGUAUUUGCUUGUAAAAUAGUAGUGAUUAACAACAUUGAUUUAGGCUAUGCUUGACACUUUUUUUUGCUAAAAGUGUAUUAUCAUAAUUGUGUCAUUCUUGUUUUUAUCUCUAACAUGUAAUAAUGUGUGUUCUUUUGUUUAAUUUAUAUAUUUUACGCGUUUUAUAGUGAAUUUGGUGUGGUCCCACGAGGGCUCGGUAGGACAUUCAAUCAAACAUUUAGUACAGAAUGCUGAACUUUAUGACACACUGGAAGCUACCAAAACAUUGGGAUUUUGAUAACCAUGGCAUCAAUGAAUCUAGAAAGAAAGACAAUUCAAGUCGAAGAAGCUAUACAAUGGGCUCUCUUAGAUGGAAAAGAAGAUGCAUUAUGGAAGAACACCAAAAUAGAAGGCAGGAACAGCAUAAGCUGGAUUCACCAUUGACAAAGUCGAGCUUUGGUGGAUCACUGUAACAACUGCUCCGACGAGGACGAUGACAAACUCAAUCACCAACUUCAGAACUUCCAUGCACAUCUCCAAUCUCUGGAACACCAUUGCUGCAAUAGUAAUGUGGUUCUUCUGUAGUAGUCUUGCCUUCGGCUCUUUCUCUGUCCAAUCAAGACCAUCUAUAUGUAGUAAUCACCUAUGUAGCUAGAUCUGGCUUUUGAAAAAAAUAGCUGGCUUUUGGAAGUCCCAAGAGACAAAUUUUGGACGGAA
Molecule: messenger RNA, 2154 nt
Organism: Ilex paraguariensis (yerba mate)
Lineage: Eukaryota; Viridiplantae; Streptophyta; Magnoliopsida; Aquifoliales; Aquifoliaceae
Source: the annotation of a GenBank genome assembly